Callithrix jacchus (white-tufted-ear marmoset) is the source of this 579-nucleotide messenger RNA. Lineage: Eukaryota; Metazoa; Chordata; Mammalia; Primates; Cebidae. The record is from RefSeq and is a predicted model, not a curated record.
AUGGGUUGGGGGACAGGGGCCUUGCUGACAACUGUAUGUGCAUCUGUACCGGUAGUGGUGUUAGCAGUAGGGCGGGGCUCUAGUAUAGGAUUGUGUGCAUCCACACAUAUCUAUAUUAACGUUGAAUGUAAAUGGGCUAAUGCUUUCAGCUAUAAGGCACAGAGUGGCAAGCUGUAUAAAGAGUACAAUAUCACGACUGAGCAUAUUAAAAGGGCCAGUAAACUGUGUACCAAUGAUGGUAUAUUUAAGAAGAAAACUCUGAACAUCCAUGUUAUAUUAGAGAAGCUUUUGUUGUUAAAUGGACUUAACUCCAUUGAUUCUCCAGAAAAUGAAACUGUUGGUAACAGUUUUUCUCAGGAAGAGGAGCCAGUGGUGGCUCCUCAAGAAUCUGAUGUUCAGCCUGUUCAGCCUGAGGAAGUAUCAGGCAGAGAUUUCCUGCAGAGACUUAACUUGUGGAUUAAGUUGUCAACCCAGGCAACCAAGAAGCUAAAAGAAAAGAGCAGAGAUGAAAAAAGUCCCUAUGCAACUUCUCUCUAUAACAGUUUGGUGAUUUGGGGACAUAAUUCUCACCAAAAUUAA